AACCUUCAUUAUCUAUGAUUCCUACUUGUUCUGGAUCCAAACAUCUCCAAAAGGGCUUUCUUUUCCUUUGACUCUUUCCUUUUUUUCAUUCUUAAUCCUCCAUGGGCAAAGGCGGUGGUUGUGUCCCGAGCAAGAAGAAACGUUCUUCCUCCGCUGAAGACGCCUCUCGCCGCCGUGGAUCCUCCACUACACUCUCCAACAACCCACCCAUCGCCUCCGAGGAAGAUGUCCGUGAAAUCCCUGCCGCGACGGUGAAUUCCACGAAUACCCAAUCGAAUUUAAAACUGUUCAUUGUUUUCUACUCUAUGUACGGUCACGUGGAGAAGUUGGCCAAGCGGUUGAAAAAAGGAGUCGAGGGAGUGGAAGGUGUUGAGGCAGUUCUUUUUCGGGUCCCCGAGACGCUUCCGGCUGAUGUGUUGGAGCUCAUGAAGGUGCCACCUAAAGACCCUGAGAUACCUGAGGUUACGGCGGCGGAAUUGGUGGAGGCGGAUGGGUUACUGUUCGGGUUUCCGACGAGGUAUGGGUGUAUGGCGGCUCAGAUGAAGGCGUUUUUCGACUCCACGGGUCAGCUCUGGAAGGAGCAGACGCUGGCUGGGAAGCCGGCUGGGUUCUUUGUUAGUACUGGAACUCAAGGAGGAGGCCAAGAAACCACAGCUUGGACAGCAAUAACCCAGUUGGCACACCAUGGAAUGCUAUUUGUUCCCAUUGGCUACACUUUCGGAGCUGGUAUGUUCAAGAUGGAUUCCAUACGAGGAGGUUCACCUUAUGGUGCUGGAGUUUAUGCCGGUGAUGGCACAAGAGAGCCAAGUGAAACAGAGUUGGCUCUUGCAGAGCAUCAGGGGAAGUACAUGGCUGGUGUGGUCAAGAGGCUGCUUUCUCAGGCAUGACAUACUCUUUUUUCCCCCUUGUUCAAUCUGUUCUUCAUUAAUUGAAUUGUGUUUGGUUUUGUGAAUUGGUCUUGGCAUUUGUACUGUUAGCACCCAUCAUGAAAGAUGUCACUAAUUAUUGGUAUCCACUUUCAGCUUUCAUGUUUGCCAAUUCCAUUCGAGAAAGAUGUACGUGAUUUGAUAUUCUUCCGUCUUGUCUUGUCUUAUCAUAUAAGAUGUCUAUAUGUGGGAAUUGGGAUUCCUGGUUUGUAUAAUUUUCUCCAUGUAAUUCACUUAAAAGUUUGAUUUUUAAUAAA
Messenger RNA from Hibiscus syriacus, 1183 nucleotides. RefSeq names its product probable NAD(P)H dehydrogenase (quinone) FQR1-like 2. The record is from RefSeq and is a predicted model, not a curated record. The transcript has 2 exons. Bases 102 to 887 code for a protein of 261 amino acids. Gene Ontology annotation, molecular function: FMN binding; NAD(P)H dehydrogenase (quinone) activity. NCBI's taxonomy places the organism in Eukaryota, Viridiplantae, Streptophyta, Magnoliopsida, Malvales, Malvaceae.